Ostreococcus lucimarinus CCE9901 is the source of this 1119-nucleotide messenger RNA. RefSeq lists its product with no specific name. Lineage: Eukaryota; Viridiplantae; Chlorophyta; Mamiellophyceae; Mamiellales; Bathycoccaceae. Gene Ontology annotation, biological process: nucleosome assembly. The record is from RefSeq and is a predicted model, not a curated record. The coding region runs from base 1 to 1119 and encodes 372 amino acids. Gene Ontology annotation, cellular component: nucleus; chromatin. Gene Ontology annotation, molecular function: histone binding; chromatin binding. The transcript has a single exon.
AUGGCGGCGCUGCAGCAGCUGCACGGGAACAGCGGCCUGAUCGGGGCGCUGCAGCAAAAGCUCGAUGGAUUGGUCGGGCUGCGAUCGGGAUUCCUCGAGGAGCUGCACCCGAGGGUGCGAGCGCGGGUGAAGGCGCUGGAGAAGCUGCAGGAGGCGCACGACGGCGUCCACGAGGCGUAUCUCGAAGAGAAAAAGGCGCUGGAGGCGAAAUACGCGGCGCUGUACGCGCCGAUGUAUAAGGCGAGAAGUGAAAUCGUGACGGGGGCGAAGGAAGCGGCGGUGCCGGACGAUGAUGAAGAGCUGAAGGCGGAGAUCGAAGCGGCGGCGAAGGACGCCGUCGAGGCGCCGAAGGGGGUGCCAGAGUUUUGGAUGAUUGCGCUCAAGAAUAACGAGGAGCUGGCGCAGAUGAUCACCGAACGCGAUGAGGGGGCGUUGAAGCACUUGAUCGAUAUCACCACGUCCGCGCUCGAGGGCGAAGACGAAGACGGCGACGAGCUGUGCGGCUUCAAGAUCGACUUUCACUUUGAAGAAAAUGAGUACUUUGAAGAUUCCGUGUUGACGAAGACGUAUCACAUGGACGACGAGGAAGACAAUCUCUUGCGAUACAUUGAGUCGAGUGAAAUCAACUGGAAAUCGGGUAAGAACUUGACGGUGAAGGUUUUGCGAAAGAAGCCGAAACCAGGGGCGAAGAACAAAAAGCCCAUCACGAAGACGGAACCGGCGGAAAGCUUUUUCCAAUUCUUCUACCCGCCCGAAGUCCCGGACGAAGAAGAGCAACAAAACAUGUCCGAAGAUGACGCCGAACAGUUGCAAGACGCGAUGGAGCAAGAUUACGAGCUCGGCAUGAUGAUCGCGAACAACUUGAUUCCAGACGCCGUCAACUGGUUCACCGGCGACGCAUUCGCCGACGACGAAGAAGAUGAAUUCGACGAAGACGACGAUGAAGACGAAUUCGACGACGAGGACGAUGAGGACGACGAGGACGACGAGGACGACGAAGAUGAAGACGAGGACGAGGAAGAAGAGUUCGUCGGCGGUAAGAAGUCUUUCGCGGCGCCGCCGGCGAUGGGCGGCGCGGCGAAGGAGGGCGAACAACCGCCCGAGUGCAAGCAGCAAUGA